This is a messenger RNA of Punica granatum (pomegranate), 959 nucleotides long. NCBI's taxonomy places the organism in Eukaryota, Viridiplantae, Streptophyta, Magnoliopsida, Myrtales, Lythraceae. The record is from RefSeq and is a predicted model, not a curated record.
UUCGAUGUCUCCCAUUAAUGCCCAUCAUCAUUUAUAAAAUACGUGCAAGCAUGUCAUCUUUCAUUGCAUUUAUGUAUAUAGAAGCCAUCAAAGAUUUCCCUCCCAUGAUCUCUCAUGUCUUUGUCAAUGGCUUGCAAUAACUACGUCUGCCAUGAACACAAUCACCGUCUUCUUCUUAGUAGGACUUCCUUAUUGAUCGCCGUGUCUUUAGUGUUUAUGUCAAUUGAAUCUGCAGCUUCAGACUACAGCUUCAAAUCGUACAGCCAUGGUAAACCCGACAAACAGAGGAUGCUCUCCACAAUGAUCGGGGCUCAAGGGGUCAUAUACUGCAGAUCAGGCACCAAAUUUAUCCCGCUCAAAGGUGCUCUUGCAAGAAUCUCGUGCCUAGCAGUAGAUACACGGGGCUACGAGACGGCGCCGUUCUCAAUCCUUAGCAAGCCCGCCGAUGCCAAUGGCUACUUUCUCGCCACCCUCUCCCCGUCGGAAGUUGAGGAUGGCUGGAGGCUCUCAGAGUGCAAGGCCUUCCUCCACUCAUCUCCGGUCUCGUCUUGUGCUGUCCCAACUGAUGCAAACCGGGGAAUCUCUGGUGCCCUCCUCUCGUCCUAUACCCUCAUAAACAACGGGAAGAUGAAGCUAUACUCCACCAGACCUUUCGUUUACUCCCCCGGAUCUAGGCCUAUCUCAUCGCCCAGCGGAUAAUAAAGGAACAUUAAAAAAUAUAUCAUAAUCAAUUGGGCCAAUUGAAUUUUUUUUCAUCUUGAUGGAUGUAUUGAUACCACAACAAUUGUUCAUCAUGAUACUUGUCAUGGAUCCAGAUCGAUAUUCUUGAUAUUUAAUGCUUAACUAUGCGGGGACAGUAAAGUUGCGUUUGGUUUCAUAGUAGAAUUUUAAAAUCAGAUUUUGAUUUUGAUUUUGAGUGGAAUAAAUGGGGUCCACCCUUUGACUUUGUAUGAAUUAUG